This is a messenger RNA of Dictyostelium discoideum AX4, 1356 nucleotides long. RefSeq names its product tRNA -methyltransferase (gene trmu). Gene Ontology annotation, biological process: tRNA processing. Gene Ontology annotation, molecular function: transferase activity; tRNA-uridine 2-sulfurtransferase activity; sulfurtransferase activity. The record is from RefSeq and is a predicted model, not a curated record. Gene Ontology annotation, cellular component: mitochondrion. The transcript has 3 exons. The coding region runs from base 1 to 1356 and encodes 451 amino acids. Lineage: Eukaryota; Evosea; Eumycetozoa; Dictyosteliales; Dictyosteliaceae.
AUGAUAAACAAUAUAAAUAGAAUAAAGAAAACUUAUAAUACAUUUUUAAAUGUUAAUAAAUUAAGAUAUUCAACCUCAAUAAUAUCUUCAAAUAUUUUAGAAAAUGAUAAUAAUAAUAUUGAUGAUUUUGAACAGGUUUUAAAGAGUACAAAAGUAAGAAUGCCAACAUCAGCUUUAUUAUUACCAAAGAAACCUAAAGUUUGUAUUGGUAUGUCUGGUGGCGUAGAUUCAACAAUUACUGCAAAAUUAUUAAAAUUACAGGGUUUUGAUGUUACUGGUGUUUUUAUUAAAAGUUGGGAUGAAGUUGAAGAUACUGGUAGAUGCCAAGGCGAACGUGAUUGGAAAGAUGCUUUAGAAGCUUCAAAUUUUUUAGAUAUACCAAUGUAUAAAGCAGAUUUUGUAAAAGAUUAUUGGAAUAGAGUUUUUGUAGAUUUUUUAAAAGAUUAUAAAAAUGGGUUGACCCCAAAUCCAGAUGUAUGGUGUAAUAGAGAAAUUAAAUUUGAUUUAUUUUUUGAUUUUGCAAAAGAGAAUUUUGGUGUUGAUUAUAUUGCAACAGGUCAUUAUUCAAAUCUAUAUUAUGGUGAAGAAAAUGUUGGUGAUAAUAAUAAUAAUAAUUUACAAUUACAUAGAGCAAUUGAUAAAAAUAAAGAUCAAACAUUCUUUUUAUGUAUGACAAAAGGUGAAAGAUUAAAACAAGCAAUCUUCCCAAUUGGUGGAUUUACAAAGGAAAAUAUUGUUUCAUUUGCAAAAACUAUACCAAAUUUCUCAAAAAUUACAUCAAAAAAAUCAAGUAGAGGAAUUUGUUUCAUUGGAAAAAGACCUUUACCUGAUUUUCUAUCACAAUAUAUGACUUUAAAACCUGGAGAUUUCUUUGAUAUUUCAACAAACUCAUUCAUUAAAGGUAAAAAACACAAAGGUUCAGUUUGUUAUACAAUGGGUCAAAAAGCAAAUAUUGAUUCUUUAUCAGAAAGGUAUUUUAUAGUUAGAUCAGAUAUUGAAAGAAAUAUUGUAUAUGUUUGUCCAGAAUCACAAUUUGAUCAAUUUUCACUUUAUUAUGAAUUUAAUACACAUUCAUUCAAUUGGAUAAAUGAAAUACCGACUGAAGUUAAAUCAGAACAAGGUUUUAAAGGAAGAGGAAUUUGUAGACAUCGUGGUGAUGUAGUUAAUUUAACAAUUAAAGAUACUGGUAAAACUUCACCAAUAGAUGGUAGUGUUAUUUAUUCUGUUAAUUUAGAUCAACCAUUAAGAAGUGUCGCCUCUGGUCAAAUACUUUGUCUUUUUGAUAGAAAUACUGAUAGAUGUUUUGGUGGUGGUGUAAUUAACUCUUCUCCAUUAUAUAAUCCAACCCAAUUUUAA